GUUUAUGAAUGUGAAAAUCUGUUUUUUGACAACUAAAAAAACAAUUUUUGUUGGUUUCCCCAGUAUUGUUUCAGUUAAAACAUGCAGAUAAUUCCAUGCUGACCCGAUACCAAAUGCAUGUGGUUAAUUUGUAGUGAACGAUUGGCAUUUAUAAACCUUUAUGUUUGUUGUUGGAUCAAAAAAUGGCGAUUUUACAAUCAAUUUUUAAACGAAAUAUAACUCGGUUGCAGCUAUUUUUUUAGUAGUAAAAUGGUUCUGAAUGAAACUAAACAACUCCCGAAAUGUGUUUUUAACAUGGAUCACGGAUGGUGCGUAACGGCGAUAUCGAGACACUCUUACACAUAAAUUGCAACUGACAAAAAAAAUGUCUCGAGGAUAUGGAAAAUAUCGCCGCGGGGGAGGCUCCCAUGCCAGUUUCCACUUCGACAAUUUGUUUAAGGAAAACAGCAACAGGCCUUCCGCUGCCAGGUCUGCAGCCACAGUUGGUAAAUGGGGUAUAACCUCAUUCACUUCUAUUCGUACUGCUAAUGAAAAUGAAACCAAGCCUGUACCAGAAGCGGCUCCGAAACCAAAAAAGUUCUUCAAAAGUCGGAAUAACGAACCACCCGAUUUAGCUCCUACGUAUUCCAAAUCGUCUUCGAAUUAUCCUCCCUCCAAGAAAUCAAAAUUCGCUGCGGAGACCAGUGACAGGACAACUAGAGCCUCUUCACCACGAAAAUUCUUUUCGUCUAAAAGUAGUAGCAGCACCACAGAAAAGACUGUCUUGAGUUCAAAUGUAAAUAAAAGUAAAACUAACGAACCCACAAAACCGCCUAUAGUAUUAAGAAUAUGUCGGGGGAAGUCCCAAUUGCUUAAUGAUUCUGACGAAUCAGAAAGUACACCUACCCCAUCGAGUACGCCAUCUACUUCAAAUGCCACCAGUCCCAGAUCGUUAAGGGAUACUACAAGACCAAGUAAUUGUAGAAUUACGAGAUCGGCCAGACGCAGCAUGCAACAAGAUCCUAGUAGUUCACCGGCGAUGGCGGAUACUCCUAGCGAGUUUUCCCUGUUUACCAGCCCCAAGAACGACAACAGCGAUCUCUCUCCCCAAUACAUCCCGGCUGAGAAGUACGAACUGGAACGGAAGGCCAUGUACGAUAAUCUGCUCAGACCCAAUUCUCCCAAAGAAGCUCAAUCUAAUGAGCUCGUCAAUUUCGACGACUGCGCUAAUAAGUCUACCGACGAGACCAUCGAAUCGACAGAAGAUAUCGAUAAUGUACUAGAUAAUAAAGACGAAGAUCGAAGCGAAAUCGACAUGGAAAUUGAAGGAGCUCCGAUAAUAGCAGAAGAAACGGCGCCCGAUGAAAUUGAAACGCCAGUACCGCCCGGUUCGGUCGAAGAAAACGAGGCAACAGAAGAAACUAACGAAAAUGGCGGCGAUACAAUUCCCGCCGUGCCAACAACAGAACCCGAACAACAAACCGAGCCAGCACCAGUAAAAAAACCCGUAGGCAUCGAAGAAGAAUGGAGUACCGAUUCUGAUUCCAACAGUACCGCACCCGAAAUGGAAGUCAAGCAAAUCAUGCCCGAUCCCAAUUACAAAUCGUCUAAUCAAGUAGAAGAGCACAAAUCGGAGAUAAUGGAUAAAAUCCUGGAGAAACCCCCCGAACCGGCUCCUCCCGUUAAACUCGUCAUAUCGAAGAAGAAAGGCAGCAUCUUCAAGAGCCGCACUUUGGUGGACGAUGGAGUGACGAAGAAACGUCGAGCUUUGUACAAACACAAAUGGACCGACGACAACAAGGAACCGACUAAAGCGAAUGAAGAGCGAACAACUUCCAUAGCCGAGGGAAAGUUGGUGGACGUCGACGAUUUCGAUUUCAAAGAUGAAACUCUCGAACGGGUCACUAAGGAAUUGGACGAUGGGGAGGUAACGAGUGUGAGAUGUACAAAGAGUAAUAAACAGUUUUACACUGUCGUGAGGAACGUUAAAAAAGCGCACCAGAUCCAGGAAAUCGGGGAAUUCCAGGAAUUUAACGACGACGUCGAAUAUAUCCUGGAUGCACUCCAGGAUAACAAUCCAGUUAGUACUAGAUGUUUGUCGGCAAUAACACUGGCCUCUAAAUGUAUGGUACCCGCCUUUAGAAUGCACGUUAGAGCUCACGGAACUGUAGUUAAAUUCUUCAAAGCCUUACAUGAUGCUCCAAAAAAUCAAAGUCUAGGUUUGUGUACGGCGACCGUAAUGUUCGUCCUGAGCCAAGAUAGACUUAACAUGGAUUUGGAUAGAGAUUGUUUAGAACUUAUGUUGAAUCUAUUGGAAUCCGAUGUCAGCUAUCAACAAGCAUUAGACGACUGCGGUCUUAGUACCGCGCAAUUGGAGAAAAACAAACAGAAAGUUAGGGAAAUUUGCGCCGAGAUUCAGAGUCAGGGUCACGCUAUGCAUCUUAAUUUGGAAUCCAUAACGGUUGGUCAACUGGCGAUGGAAACAUUGUUAAGUUUGACAUCGAAAAGGGCAGGUGAGUGGUUCAAAGAGGAACUCAGAGAACUCGGUGGUCUGGAACAUAUCAUGAAGACAAUUCACGAAUGUUGUCGACAAGUUUCGGAUUACGUGGUCACUUGGACUGAUAAUUUACUAGACAAAUUAAAGAAAGUCGACAGAUGCUUGAGGGUGUUAGAAAACGUAACCGUUAAUAACGAAGAGAACCAAAAUUACAUUCUUAAAUAUAACGAAGGUAUCAUUUUGGACACUCUUGUUAAUCUUUACAAACUUUGCGACGGUGAAAUACCGCUAUAUCCAAUCACCGAUAUUACGGAUAAAACUUCAACAGGCACGAUAAUUAGGGAGGCACUUUUAAUUACUUUGAAAGUUCUUAUUAAUUUAACGCAUCAUUUUAAUAAUCAAUCUAUGGGUAGUCAAUUGAUUGGAACCAGGCCGGGUAUAAUAGAGACCAGUCUCCAUUUGUUGCUGCAAGUGCCCAACUACAUUCCUGAUCAAAAGAAAUUCGAACUGGGUGUACUUGUAUUGAUGUUGUUAAUAAAUCUCAUUCAAGAUCAAGAUUCGAAUAAGAAGCUCCUCAUGGCGGCUAAAGCGCCUUCGAAAUUGGAAAGUAUAUAUUCGCGAGAAGAAAGCGCAGUAGAAGCCUUAAUAGCCCAAUUUUACCAUUGGGAAACCUGCGCAAAGGUAGCGGAGAACAAAACCAACGCCAUUUUGGACGGCGAGAAAGACGGUGAAGAUGCACCUGCUCCAAAAUCUACGGAAGAAUUUAUCGAAGAAACUGUCGCGAAAUUAUUACAAAAAGCUGGUACACACAUGGAAUUCACAUUCCUCGCCUCGUACAUUGUUAUGUUGAUCGGAUUUCUUAUUAUGAACCAUCCGGAGUGGCAGACAUUUGUUAGACAGUUCCUCAAAGGAAAUAAUUUCGCGGAUAUGGUGGAAUUACUCAAAAAAUUCUUCAAUUUUAUGAAUUUGACAGCAUCGACCGAAGCUUCGAGUGUUUGUGCUAUUAGAACAACUGAAAAAGUGAUAAAAUAUUUGGAAGAGUGCGACAAACCCCCAUCGACUGAAGACACCUCUGUGGAAAAACCCCCGGCCUUUUACGAGUGCAUGGGCAUGGAUUUAAGUUACAGAUUGACAUCGUAGUUCCGUUUGUUAACUACUCGCGUAUUUGUUGGACUUUAGUUAAACUAGCGUUUACGAGCGUAUGGAUUUGAUAAAUGUUGAAUAGACCUGAGUAUAGUUUUCUUUUUUCCGCACAGAAGCUCGAAUUUUUGAGAGGGUUAUUAUAUUGUAAAUAAGGUGUUGAUGGAUUAUAAAGUAAAAUUUACAGGUCUGUUUAUUAAAUGAAUGAACAUUUAUAAAAUAAGAUAUAAUAGUCACGUUGUAAGAUGUAGGCCUGUUUUGUAAAUUUCCUAGAUAGUACGUUCCCGAUUUUUUCAUGGAAAGUUUAAAUUAGAUUGAAAAGGAAAAAAUGAAAUUGAUCUUUUAAAAUUGUUAUAUAAAAAUGCCAUACUACUCAGUUACCAGAAUUACCAUUACAAACACUUUAUAUGUAUUAAAAUUGCCUUAUGCUGAUAAAUUCUGACAAAUUGCAGAUAUAUUAUGUACUUAAAAUUUAAUAGUGUUAUACGCACGAAUUUUUCAAAAAAAAUCUGUUAUUAAAAAUCGGACGCGCUCUAUUUUCGAAAUAUUCUCUAUUCUUUAAUAAUUAAUUAGAUUAUUCUUAAAUGAGAGAUAUGUAUAUGCAUAUAUUUAUAUUUUUAAAUUUUAGUAUUAUGCAAUUUCUCGUAUUUUAAAAAUUGGAAUCUUUAUUUUAUGGUGUAAAUUAUAUGAGUACAAGUUUUUC
Molecule: messenger RNA, 4319 nt
Organism: Phyllotreta striolata
Lineage: Eukaryota; Metazoa; Arthropoda; Insecta; Coleoptera; Chrysomelidae
Source: the annotation of a GenBank genome assembly